GGUUUCUAUUCUCAAUCGGGCCCUAGAAGACUGUGCUGAGCAAAGGAGGAAGCUAGACCACAGCUUAAAUCAAUGUCAAGCUCUUCUUGGAGAUUGGAAGAUUCAUGCUCCUGAAAGUCCAAAGUUGGAGGUCAGCACAAAGAGUGAAGGUGAGAAUGAGCCUGCAGCCAAGGAACUUGAGGAACUGGAGCUGCUCACUAGAGCCUUGGAGAAAGUAUUAAGAGUCCGGAAAAGUGUCCUGCAAACUCCAUUGCAGACUGUGGGAGCUGCAGAAGGAGAGAAGACUUCAGAUAAAAAGCCUGCUGCUAAAGCAUCUAUAACAGAGCAGGUGCCUGUGUCUAAGGAGAGCAUUCCUAAGACCAUCAAAGUGACAUCUUUGAGCAAAAAGCCUGUCACUUCCAAAAAGGCAUCAGCAUAUGUGCUGAAAGCUCCCUACCGGACUGACCCGGAUGUGAAAAGAAGCCACAGGAAAGCACUAGCCCAGCAGAGCUCUAGGAUCCCAAGGGUAGCUGUGAAGGGCUCCACUAAAGGAACUUCCUCCCAGCAAGCAAAGACGAAUGUACCGGUCAUGGGUCGGAAAGUGAUCUAUGCGGCUGCAGGAUCCCAGCAGGCAUGUGGUUCACCCAGAUCUCCCCUGUGCAAAGAGCAAAGCUUUGCCUUUGGGGACUCAACCAACCAUGAGAACUCAGGAGCAGCCAACCUCCAGUUAGUCAAUCCAGAGAAGAAUUCUCCUGGUUCCUUGGCAGAGUCACUAGUGACACAGAAUCCCAUGGCAGGAGAUAUUCCAGAGUGGAGUCCCACACCCCAAACAUGUACCCUCUGGGAAAAGAGGUCCUUGCUGAAGCUGCCUCCUCUCUAUAGGAAAACGUAUUCCAGGAAUUCCAGCUCAUGGGUGGAGACCAUUCAAACAUCUCACAGCUGGCCAAUCGAUUUCCAUACCUGCAGGCUGUGGGAGACAUGUUGUCUCUGUCAAACCAGUGCAGCUGCAGCUGCCACAAGGAACCAUUUUGUAGAGAGAAUACAGACAACGUUUUGUCCAUCUACUCCAACCAUAAGUCCUGCAGAGAUAGAAGAGGAAAUAAAUGUCCUACAUGAUGCUUACUCCCUUUUGAGUCACCGUUUCAAAGCCGAAAACACAGGCCAUACAACAUGGCAGAGUGAGUAUGAAUGUCUUCUAACUCUGGAAGGUCUGCAAACCACAGUAUCCCAGUGUCUGAACAAGCUGCAGCAGUUGCGAAGAGCUGCAGAGUCACAGGGGAGGCUACAAGCAUGCUGCACUGGGGAUGCAGGAUGCCCCUCUGCAGAUUGUACUCCAUUCAGGGGACAGCGAUGUGGAAACAUGAGUGUCUUGGCAGUGCCUCUUCUUUACUACUCCAGUCUCCAGGAGCUGAGAGACAUAACAGCCUUGAAACUGCAGGUGGCAAUGCUUUGCCAGAAAAUCAACGUACAGAAGGUCAUGAUAACUGAGCUUCUUCCAGUCCUGGAAUACAGGCUGCAUCACAAGGAUUCUGUCUCUCAUCUCUACCGUGCUGUUUACACUCUACUCUGUGAAGGUGGCGAACGAUUUCCUGCGCUGGUGAGCGAUGAGCUGUCAGACUGACCCAUCAUCUUGGCUGCUGUCCUGCCAGCCAUUUCCACACCCAGGGAGAGCACUAAUUAGUAAACUUCCACCAAUAACUUUUUCUCUGCCCAUUUAUCAAGCAAAGGGGAGAGAAAAUUAAAUUUCAUGCCUGGUUUCUGAUGCCCUUUCUAAUUUUUUGGUUUUUUUAAUUAUCUUCACAAGCUGCACACUCGGGUAUUCUGAAGAGAAAGGCUUUUAAGUACUGUUGUCUGGGAUGAAACCUCGUCAGCACUUUUCCACGAGUACUGGAACACUUUUUCUGGAUUACCCCAAAUUGUGACCUUGUCUGAGCCAUCAAGUUAAGCAGGGUUGAGCUACACUAGUACUUGACUCGGAUGUACAUAGAAAACCCAGAUGCUGCAGGAUGUAGUUCUGAUGAACCAGGAGAUGGUGCUCUUUCCUCUUACUUAGUACUCAAGGUCCUGGCUUUCACAGGAGACUAACCCAAGUUCUGUCCAGUUCAUAACAAUAAAGACGCUAUGGCACUUGUCCUGAGAAUAGCAGUUUGGACCCUACUGUUGCAUCCAAAUUCCAGUUGAAAUUGUUUAUAUAUUCACAAUUAAAUGUGCUAUUCCUCACAUCCUGGCCUUCAACUCUGUAUUGCAGUGCACUGAUUAGCAGCAUCACUUUGGAGAGGAAUAGAAUAUCUGCUCAUAACCACCUUGUGAUCCUUUUGGAUGACAGUAGUCACCAUGUAUAACUAGCAUUAUAAUCACUUCUUGGCUGUCCCCUGGCCCUUGUUAUGUUUAAGGUCACAUUGGAUGUCUUAACUGAACGCCAACCAUUGCUUAAGACAGCAGUCAACAACUUUUCCAACCAUAAGCCAGAGUGACCCAGCUUAGGUCAGAGAGAGAUGGGUGCUAGGACUUAUCUGCCACUGCCACUUCUCUCUCCCACUGGCAUGGAACAAGCCCUUGUUGCUUGACACCACUGAAGCCCCCUGCUGCUGAAUACUGCCAAAGCCCCUCCACAUUCCUCCUCCCCACCAUCCACCAGCUGGAUCCAGUGGCUCCACA
Molecule: messenger RNA, 2637 nt
Organism: Alligator sinensis (Chinese alligator)
Lineage: Eukaryota; Metazoa; Chordata; Crocodylia; Alligatoridae
Gene: TEDC2
Product: tubulin epsilon and delta complex 2
Exons: 10
Coding region: 569-1600 (343 amino acids)
Source: RefSeq, a predicted model, not a curated record